AUGCGCCUGCGUGGCGAUGGAGUGGGGCAGGUCCAUGUGACCGGACCAGCCGGAACUGUGAGGGACGUGGCAGCCCUACAGCACUUUGUGCAGUGGAAGACACCGCACGUGCUGGCCAGCGAUUGCUACCCCGAUGGAGACUCCAUUGUGUUUGAGGUCGUGUCCGCGGGGCGAGCCUACGUCCAGACCCCCGCGGACCGCAUCUCGCUCUACGUGGCGAUCGAGGACGUGAUCGGGCUCGGGAGGAAGGCUCCCCCUCCCCCCGUCGCCCCCUGCCCGCCCAGCCCUCUGGCGCUGCUGACCUGGGUCAAGUCGCUGGACAGGCUCGUGCUGAUCGCCAGGCUGGCAAACAGAGUGGAGCUGGAGGCGCUGCAGGCCCACCCCGCCAUGCCGGGCCUGCUCGGGCUGACCAACGGCGCCAGGCUGGCCGCCUGCUCUGUCGUGCUGGGGGAGGGCCUGCCCGCCUCCGACCCUGGCCUGGUCGACCUUGCAGCAGCCCUGCCCUGCCCGAUGCUGCUCCUCCCCGAGCCCCAGGAGGGCCUACAGGCGGGCAACACCGCCGCUGCGCGCGUCUCUGCGCGCCUGAACCUGGCCGCUCCCGCUUUCUUCCCGCUCCCGCACGGACUCGCAGUGGAUGGUACGGUGGAGGCAUGCAGCACGCCGGGGCUCUGCACAGGAGAGCCCCUGACGGUCACCUCCUCGCUGGCACUGGAGUUCCGCGCGGGCGAGGCGCGGACCCCCAGCCUGACGCGCCUGGGCGUGGGACAUGCGACCCCGGGCGAGGCCCGGGCUGCCGCACUGGAGGCGCACCCGGCGGCGGCGGGCAUGAUCGGGGUGCUGCACCAGGCCCAGCCGGAGGUGCAGGCGCAGGGUUAUGACAUACCUAGAACCAAGGCCGACCUGCCAUCCCUCCACUUUCUGGGCACGGGUUCGGCCGAGCCCUCCAAGUAUCGUUCGGCCAGCGCCAUCUGGCUCAGCCUGGACCCCUCCUCCAGCAUCCUGCUGGACUGCGGGGAGGGCACCGCGGGUCAGCUCACGCGCACGCUCGGCGCCGUGGCGGCGCGCACCCUGCUGGCCACGCUGCGCGUGCUCUGGGUGUCCCAUCGCCAUGCGGACCACAUGGGCGGUGUGCCUGGAGUCCUGAGGGCCGUGCCGGAAGGCACCCCCCCGCCCCUCGUCGUAGGGCCCAGGUCCCUCCGCGACUGGCUGGCGGCCUGCGGCGGGGAGGACUUGCGCUACGAGUUCCUGCAUGCCGGCUGCCUGCGCAGGCCCGGUGAGGAUUUUGGUGUGGGCUUGGGCGGGGGUUACGACGCCUGGAGCCUGCGCAUCGACGCCGCCCGUUCCUGGAGCAUCGUCUACUCGGGCGACACCACGCCCAACCCCGAUCUGCGCGCGCUGUGCUCGCCCCCCCCCACGCUGCUCGUGCACGAGGCCACCUUUGGGGAGGGGCGGGAGGGCGAGGCAGAGCGCAAGCGGCACAGCACCACCGCCCAGGCGCUGGAGCUGGCGCAGAUCGCGCGCCCAUGGGCCACCAUCCUCACGCACUUCAGCCAGCGGUAUCCGGGGUACCCCGAGGGCGUGCCCCUGGACGGCAACAGCCCCGCCGUCGCCGCCGCCUUUGACGGCAUGGUGGUGUCCCUGCGGCUGCUGCACGCCCUGGCGGCUACGCAGCCUGUGGUUGCGGUGUUGCUGGACAGGGACGAGGACGAGGUGGUGGAUGUGGAGGGGGGGCAGGAGCCGUGA
This is a messenger RNA of Auxenochlorella protothecoides, 1743 nucleotides long. Its product is annotated as Zinc phosphodiesterase ELAC protein 2. Lineage: Eukaryota; Viridiplantae; Chlorophyta; Trebouxiophyceae; Chlorellales; Chlorellaceae. The coding region runs from base 1 to 1743 and encodes 580 amino acids. Gene Ontology annotation, biological process: mitochondrial tRNA 3'-end processing. Gene Ontology annotation, cellular component: mitochondrion. Gene Ontology annotation, molecular function: 3'-tRNA processing endoribonuclease activity. The record is from RefSeq and is a predicted model, not a curated record. The transcript has 7 exons.